Messenger RNA from Sporisorium graminicola, 1350 nucleotides. RefSeq lists its product as uncharacterized. Gene Ontology annotation, biological process: base-excision repair, AP site formation. The transcript has a single exon. The coding region runs from base 1 to 1350 and encodes 449 amino acids. NCBI's taxonomy places the organism in Eukaryota, Fungi, Basidiomycota, Ustilaginomycetes, Ustilaginales, Ustilaginaceae. The record is from RefSeq and is a predicted model, not a curated record. Gene Ontology annotation, molecular function: mismatch base pair DNA N-glycosylase activity.
AUGCCCUCGACCUCGCUGCGAAGAAGUCCUCGUGCCAGGCAAGCACGAUUCGCAAAUCUGCCGUCUGCACACUCUGACAUCGACGAUGACGACCCUGAAGCAUAUCAGCCCAGGAGCCAAUCUGCUUCACCAUCAAAGAAGCGCAACAAACAGGUGAUGGACCCAAAAAUGACCGAACGGGAUGCCUUGCACGGCCAGAAUGGUGUCUUGAAGAACAAGUCGCGCAAGAGGAUCAAACGCACGCGGGAUGACCCCAACUCGGCGGCUGGCAGCAUCUAUGCGCACCUCAAGGGCCUGCCUGACCUCUUUGCCGACCACAACGAUAUCAUGUUCUGUGGCAUCAAUCCAGGUGUGAAGUCGUCACAUUCUGGCCAUCAUUUUGCACAUCGCUCCAACCACUUUUAUCCAUCGCUGCAUAUAGCCGGCAUCACCGAGCAGAGGAUGAAGCCAGAACAAGACGUCGAUUUCCCCUCUUUGCGACCUUUUUCACUUGGUCUCACCAAUUUGGCACCAAGGCCCACAGCGGAAGGCAACGAGCUACUUCCAAGCGAGCUCAUCGAUGGUGUUCCCGUCUUGCUCGACAAGAUUCAGAAGAGGAAGCCUAGAACAGUCUGCUUCGUCGGAAAAGCCAUCUCGGAAGCAUUCAUCAGGGGUCUCAGACAGGCAGGAGCCAUUAACGGAGGCUUUUCUGCCAAGAAGAAGCGCGAUUCGCAGAGUGCCUCCGGGCGGACUGCCGGACUCGCACAAGAGCAGAAGAAGAAGCUUAAGGACAACGAGACAAGCUUAGGUUGUCCUCACAUCGGAUUGAAGGACGACAAGUCAGAUUCGCCAAAUUUCCUGCGAGCGGCCAUCCCGGCAGACAUUCUGCGUGCAUUUGCAACGGCAGUCGAGAUUCAAGAUGCCAAGCCAUCAAAGGGCAGUUCGCCACAAAGGACCCAAAAGCAGCUUUACACGAAGGGCAAUGCGAAAGAUGAUAGCGGCUACGGCAUCUUGCCCAUCUGCGUGCCUCAUUCGUGUCAGAGAGACAAGCCUUUGAGCGUAGACCAAACGACCUUCUUCUUUGUCAUGCCGUCCAGCUCAGCACGAGUAACAACGCACUUUCUGGACGAUAAGGGUCGCAUCCUCAAAAGCCUCCGGCGGCUGGUCGAGCAUCUACACGCAACGGAAGCGUUCAGGACGAGAUCGUCGAACAAUUUUCUCAAGGAAGAAGAUGUGGGCGACAGUCGUUCCGUAUCAGGUACCAAGCUCGAAAGCGACAUUUCAAGGCCGAUGAACGAGAUGAAGUUCGAGCUUGUCGAUGUGUCACGCUUCUCACCGGACGAAAGCGCUGCCAUUUCCUCAGCGCGAUGA